AACCGCGCUACACGAUUCUAUAAACUGAACAAGUACAUCCUCAAUCAGUACUCGUUCGUUCAACUCAAGUUCACUUGUGAUUAGCAUUCGAAAGAAAGAAACCCAUCGUUUCUUCUUCGCUUCAACAAAUCUCAACGUUCGUAUUCAUCAGUUUUCUCCACUCAGGUUUGCUUCUUAACAAUUUUGUUUCUAUGGUUUUCAUGGGUGAUCGUCGAGAAUAUGUGUUCUCUUCAAUGAUGUUGUUCCCAGCGGACCUUUAUUGGUUCGAUUUUAAGGUUUUAUUCAAUUUAAAAUCCCUUUCUGUCAGCGAUAAGGUGAUUUGGGGUAAACUUUGGUUGAUCGAGGUUAAAUUAUUAAUCCAUUUCUGUCAACGGAUUUUGCCUCUUAUGUAGUGGAAAUUAUUAUUAUACUUUAUAAUUGGGUAUUAUAAAGUCUGGUAAUUGAGGGACUGUUCAUGUUCUAGGGUUUCUUUAUAAUCGGGUAUUAUAAAGUCUGGUAGUUAUGUUUUCGAAUGUUGUUGAUGGGAUACAGUGGCUUAUUUGGGAUGCUAUUGGAAUGUAGGUUGUGUUUUUUCUUCGAAUAUGAUGAAUAUGAAAGUUGGAAGGAGUAGAACUGAAAGAAUCAGUGGGACAACAUGCGCCUAUUGGCUCGCUGGGAGAUGCAACAGAAAUCCUUGUAGGUUUUUACACACUGAAACAUCAUACCCAUCCACUGCUUCUUAUCAUAAUGCAAGGAAGUUCCAUUCAUUCUCUAAGUUUGAGAAAUCGCGUCCUAAGCAUAAUCCUAAUACCAUCUUGAAUAGAAAUAGUGAAAAGACACAAGUCGCUGACAAGUCUUCACCAAGUAUCUGCAAAUAUUGGGUGAAUGGAAACUGUGUUCACGGUGAUCGGUGCCGGUAUUUACAUCGUUGGUCUUAUGGUGAUGGAUUUGCCACAUUAACAAAGCUUCAAGGACACAAGAAGCUCGUCACUGGAAUUGUACUUCCGGUUGGAUCAGACAAACUUUAUUCUGGCAGCACUGAUGGGACACUUAGGACAUGGGACUGCAAUUCUGGUCAAUGUACUAAUUUGAUGAAUCUUGGUGCUGAAGCUACCUCUUUGAUCAGUGAGGGUCCAUGGAUUUUUGUUGGUUUGACAAAAGCCGUCAUGGCAUGGAAUAUUCAAACUGCUUCACAUUUUACUCUUGAUGGACCUAAGGGGCGAAUCCUUGCCAUGACUGUUGGUAAUGAUACACUUUUUGCUGGAGCAGAGGAUGGCAUUAUAUCUGCAUGGAGAGGCAGCUCUACAGCUGAUUCCCCUUUUGAACUGGUUGCAUCACUAUGUGACCACACUAAAUCUGUGGUUUGCCUGGCUGUUGGAGGCGACAAGAUGUUGUGCUCGGGAUCUAAGGAUCAAAGCAUUAAGGUUUGGGACCUUGACACGUUAGAGUGUAAAAUGACACUCAAUGCACAUACAGAUGCAGUCACAUCCCUUAUAUGGUGGGACAAUUACUUACUAUCUGGUUCAUCUGACUGCACUAUCCAUGUCUGGGCGGCCACCGAAGAGAGAACUUUGAAAGUGAUAUAUUCGCACAAUGUAGAAAGUGAUGUUGUCGCACUAUCUGGGAUGGCUGAUCCAGAAGCUAAGCCUAUACUGCUCUGCUCUUGUACAGACAAUUCAGUUCGCCUCUACGAACUGCCAUCAUUUGCAGAGAGGGGUAGAUUAUUUGCAAAGAAAGAAGUUGGAUCAUUUGAGACAGGUCCUGGUGGACUAUUCUUCACCGGAGAUAGAACUGGUUUGCUGAUGGUCUGGAAAUGGUUGGAAGAGCCCAGAGUGGAAGCAGCAUCCUCUUGAUGACAGUUAUUUCCCUUUUGCUUUCUUACCCCCAACUACAUAACACUCUUGAUGUAAUGUUAACUGAUUCUUUUAGUUUUAGGCAGGAGGUCAAUUUAUUUCUUCCCUGAUCAUUCAACAAUAUUGACUGUAAAUGUUAGUAUGUAUAUAUAUAUUAAACAGAGCAAUUCCAAUUUCAAUUUUUGUUCUCUUCUGCAUUUAUGCUA
Messenger RNA from Cicer arietinum (chickpea), 2038 nucleotides. The record is from RefSeq and is a predicted model, not a curated record. Lineage: Eukaryota; Viridiplantae; Streptophyta; Magnoliopsida; Fabales; Fabaceae.